GCUUAUGGAAAUCCAUAAAUGGACCAAGGACGGAGCACGGAGCAUGGAGGCCGGCCGUCAUGCGAACGUCCUCGCCUUGUGCCAUCCUCCGUGCCCAUCCGCAAAGUCAUCAUCAUCACCCGCCUCGUCGAUCGCAAUGACCCUCGAUAUCGCCCGCUCGAUCGACAGCGCCCUGCCGAGGCACCUGCGCAUGUGGCCGUACUGGGUCUCCUCACUGUUUCGGCGCUUGGCACUGACGGAGGCCAUGGGGGCCGUGAUGCUCCUAAACAUGCUGCGUAUCAUCUCGUCUGAAUCGGCCUCUGCCUCGGCCUCGGCCUCGGCGUCAGCAUCGGCCUCUUCUGCUGCCGGUGGGCCACCGGCGUCGUCGCCCAGAGGCACGGCCGACAGGGCGGUGUGGGGGUUGCGGCCGCUGGACACCGCCGUCGACUUGGACAGACAAUCGGCGAGGUCACUCUCAUGUCUGUCGGCCGUCUCGGGCUCGUUCUCGUGCUCUGGGUGGUAGAUGAUGUCAUGGUCAGUGAAGGACCCCUGAAUGGGGUUGCCGACGGACUUGCUGCCGGCCACUGCUUCCUUGUCUUCUUCCGCCAUUGCGUUUUUCCAUGCCAUGACGUCGGUGUCGCUGUGUCUCCUGCCGUCGCGGCGGCGGUGGGCCUCCUUUGGCGGCGAGAAGCGCUUGGUGAGGGGGGAGGUGAUGGUCACGAUGGCGUUGCUCAAGAAAUCGGACAUCUGCCGGACGAAGGACGACAUGCCCUGGCCGAUGGAGAGCAGCCGGACGGCACGCUUGGCAUGCCAACUCGAGUUGGCCUCCAGCUGCAGACACACACAUGCAUACCCAUCCAUCCAUCAGACCAACGGGCCUGCCGAGCCACCCGACGUACCUGUGAGUCGAUGAUGAUGGAGCCGACCUGUGCGGCCGUGAGCGUCACCUCGCGAGACGGAGCGGCCUCCGAUGCCAGGUCGUCCUGACCACACACACAGACACACACACACACACACACGAUACAUGAGGGCAUUAGGACGCCACGGGUGUGGUGUGGUGUGGUGUCUUGAUAGCUCUGCGUACGUGCUGCAUCAUCUUGACGAACUCGGAGUAGUUGAUCUUGCCGUCCCUGUUCCUGUCCAGGCUGCGCAUCAUUCGCUCAAUGUCCAACUCCUACGAUAUAUGCGCACAACAAAUCCCACACACACAGACACAGACAGAUCGGCCCCAUGCAUGGUAUGCCCCGUGGUGUCUGUGAGAGUGCGGGCGUCUUGCGUACGUACGUUCCAUUUGGGCCCCAGCACUUGUUUGAGGUCGUCCCGUGUGAUCUCGCCGCGAUUGUUGACAUCGAACUUGCGAAACACCCGAGAAAUCAUGUCCUGACACAGAACAGACAGACACGCCAACACGCAGUCAGUGCAUGGGCACCGAUUUCAUGUGUGUCUGUCCUGUCGCUGGGCUCACUCACCUCGUGGAGCAUGACCCGUGUGUGGAGCAUGGAGGCGACGAACUCGCCGUACUCGAUCUCCUCGUCGUGUGUGUCGUCGAUGGUCUUGAAGAUGGUCUCGAUCUCACGGUCGCUGAUCUCGAACCGCUCCUUCAUGAUGGCACAAAAAUCAUCAAACUUGAUCGUACCACAACCUGCACCAGUCAACGUUGACACACAAUGGAUGGGAGAUGCCCCUCUCUCUCUCUCCCUCUCUCUCUCUCUCUCUCUGUGUGUGUGUGUGUGUGUACCCUCUCUGUCGAAGGCCUGGAAUAUGUUUUGGAUGGAGUCGAUUUCGUCGGAUGAGAGUGAGUACGCCAACACUGUCAGCACUGCUCGCUUCAGGUGGGUCGCACGCACAAACCUGACGACACAACCGCACACAGACACACACACACAAAGGGAGAGAGAUGUGCAAGCAUGCCACUCCCCCUCUCUCUCUCCCCCGCCCUGUCUGGCGUGUGUCGACGGCUGACUUUUUCAUGUUGGUGAGUGUGUCCGAGGGGAUCUCCCUGCUGCUGAGGGGGUUGGUGUUGUGGAGCCCCUGCAGCCAUGGGUGGUGGAUGGCCUGCUCCACCGUCAGCCGCUUCACAGGGUUGAGUAGCAGACACCGCCGGAUGAAGUCCUUCCCCUCGGCUGACACGUCCUCCCACCUGCACACCCACAGAGAGGCCUCCCUGUGCGGGUGGUGGGGGUGUCUAUGUGUGUGUGUGUGUGUGUGUUGGUGUGGGUCGUACACUCUGCCCUCGAACGAGUAAUGCCCCUUUGAGAUUCUCCGGAUGACCUCAUCUCUGUUUUUGGAGUAGAAGGGGGGCUGGCCGCUCAUGAGCAUGUAGGCAAUCACGCCCAUCGACCACAUGUCACACGCUGCACCACACACACGCACGCACACACACACGAUCAACAUGGUCUGCACGAGCUGUAUCUUCUCCUCUCCUCUCCACUCACCGCUCGUGUAGUGCUGGUGGGUCAGAACCCUUCAUUUGCAACACACAUGGACACAAGGACAGAGCAGUGAACAUGAGCCAACAUAGACAGCGUCGGUCGGUGCCUUUGUGUGCGUGUCCGUGCGCUGGUAGUACUCUGGUGCGAUGUAGUAGAUGGUGCCCACGAUCGACCUCGUGCUCUCGGGCACGUUGUGGAGCCGCAUCGAAAAACCAAAAUCAAUCAGCUGUCCAGAACAGACACAAAAGGGGGAAGGACACCCAAACCAAAUCGAUCAUACACGCCCAUCCAAGUGUUCGCAGGCCCUACUCACCUUGAGGUUUGCGUGAGGCUCGGUGUGCUCAUACAGCCAGUUCUCGAGCUUGAGGUCGCGGUGGACGAUGCCGAACCUGUGCAGAUACUGAACCGCCUGUCGAGGACACACACAGGUUCCUCUUCUCCCUGUAGCUUGUCGAGUGUUACCUUGAGCAUCUGUAGCGUAGCUGUGGCGGCGUCGUAUUCCGAGUAAGUCUCGGCAGAUAUGAGGCGAUCGUACAGCUGGGCGCCCGAGCAAUACUCCAUCACCAAAUGGACCUCGCGGUCGUCCUGUGCAUCGACACAACACACAGCUCUCUCUCUCUCUCUCUCUGUGUGUGUGUGUGUGUGUGUGUGUGUGUGGUAUACCUCAUAGAUCUCCAGCAAUCGUGCGAUGUGCGGGUGGUCGAGCUUGCGGUAGAGCGUGGCCUCGUUGAUCAGAAUGGAUAUCAUGUCCGCGUCCACACCAUGCUUCUUGAACGACUUGACUGCACACACACACCAACGACACACCCACACAGUCACAGACAGCGAGGGCAAAUCUCUCUCUCGUCCCUUCUCAGGCGCCAAGCGUCCUUUCGGCUCACCGGCGUAUUUCUUGCGGCCGAGUUUGUCCGUGACGAGUAUGACAGGUCCGGAGAAGCCGCUGCCGAGGAUGGGAGCCUCAUCUCGCUCGUAUCUUUCCCAGAUGUCACCACGGUACACACGCCCGACGUCCUUGAAGUGAACCCUGGUGGGCAGCGACAGCAAGUGCCGCUUCCUCUGACCACACACAGCUCCACAGUUGCCCAUGCUGCGAAACCAAAA
Vitrella brassicaformis is the source of this 3512-nucleotide messenger RNA. The record is from the annotation of a GenBank genome assembly. NCBI's taxonomy places the organism in Eukaryota, Vitrellaceae.